Meira miltonrushii is the source of this 1843-nucleotide messenger RNA. Its product is annotated as acetyl-CoA synthetase-like protein. Lineage: Eukaryota; Fungi; Basidiomycota; Exobasidiomycetes; Exobasidiales; Brachybasidiaceae. Gene Ontology annotation, biological process: secondary metabolic process. The coding region runs from base 194 to 1843 and encodes 549 amino acids. Gene Ontology annotation, molecular function: CoA-ligase activity. The record is from RefSeq and is a predicted model, not a curated record. The transcript is spliced from 3 exons.
GCCUUUAUAGAAGAUAAGCCAUCUUUCUUCUGCGGGGUAGUAAGCACUAAAACGCGCCGCACUUUUCGGAAUGAAGUCCGAGCCGGUGAGCUUCUAGGGUUCUCAAAUUCCCGUUUGCCGGUAAGAGCUUGAAGGAUAGAUAAAUAGCCUCCCUUCUUGUUGUUCAGUUCACCACCAUCUUCCCUGCUUUUUGAUGGAUGUCAAAAUGAAAAUCUAUCAAUCUUCAACGCCUAUGCCACAAGUGCCAAAUAAAGGCAUUUAUGAUCUGUUAUUCGCAGAUACAUCUUUUGAUGAUGGUCAAAUUGUAUUUAAAGAAUGCUUUGGUGAUCACAAGGAGAUCAGUCGAGGCCAACUCAAACUGCAAUUGCACAGGUUCGGAUUAGGCUUGCAACAAAAGAAAGGAUUAAAGAAAGGCGAUGUCGUAUUGGCAAUCUUGCCAAACAUGAUUGGUUUCCCGAUAGCUGUGUUCGGAUGUGUAUUUGCAGGAUUGAUUGUCGCAUUUGCAAAUCCUGCUUACUCGGAAAAGGAGCUUAAACAUAUCGCCAACCUCGUGGAACCAAAAGCAAUCGCUACCGUCAAGCCACUUUUGAAACAAAUAACAAAUGCAGGAUUAUCGAUAGAAAGCUGCAUCAUUAUGGAUCAGCCAUACGGACAGGGUAGUACAUUCGUAGAUGAUCUGCUUGCUUCUGAAUCCGAUGCAAGAAAAGCAAAAGCUGUUACAGUCAAUGACCUGAACGAGACAGCUUAUUUGCCUUGCAGUUCAGGAACGACUGGGCUACCAAAAGCAGUUAUGAUCUCACAUCGAAACAUGGUCAGCAUGUUGGUCACUCUAGUGAGCAUUCCACAUUUCUACGAUAAGCCCUGGCGAGCGGUUGCAGUUGCGCCUUUCUUCCAUGCAAUGGCACUUGCCAAUGCCGUUCACCUUCCACUUUUCAAAAAAGGUUCAUACGUUGCAAUCAUGCAAAGGUUUGAUGCGGGAGAAUUUUGUGAUGUUGUGAAAAAUGAAAAGAUUGAUUUCGCAAACCUUGCACCACCUGCUUUACGUGUUCUAAUGGCCCAUCCAAAAGUCAAACAAUUGAAUCGAAUCGAACUUAUGUGCGUUGGUGCAGCACCUUUGGAUGCUGAAUUACAACAAAGAGCGAUGGACGUCUUUGGUUGUGAAAUCGCUCAAGGUCAUGGAAUGACUGAAACAACGGUAGGAACGUUGGGCAUGCAAAAAAAGCGAAAGUUAGGAUCAUGUGGACCUCCAAUGCCCGGAUUAGAGUUACGCGUGGUAGACGAUGAUGGCAAUGAUGUCAAACAAGGCGAAAGAGGUGAAUUGUUGGUAAGAGCGGGUAACAUAUUCAGAGGAUAUUGGAAGAACGAAGCGGCAACAAAAGAAACCUUUACCGAUGAUGGUCAAUGGCUCAAGACUGGGGAUAUUGCCGUUGUCCAUGAUACGGGUGACUUCUCCAUCGUGGACCGCAAGAAAGAGUUGAUCAAAUACAAGGGAUACCAAGUCGCACCUGCAGAAUUGGAAGGAUUGUUAUUACAACACCCAAAAGUGGCGGCAGCUGCAGUGAUUGGAAUUUACGACAAAGAAUUGGUGACCGAAUUACCUCGGGCAUACAUUCAGCUAAAACCCGACCACAAGCAAGAAGGUCAAUCAAAUGUCGAGCAGCUAGCCAAAGAUCUUACCGAAUUUAUCGCCAAACAGACUUCCUCCCAUAAACGAUUACGAGGAGGUGUACGGAUUUUAGAGCAAGUUCCAGUCAAUCCAAGCGGGAAGAUCUUGAGAAAAGAAAUUCGUGCUUUAGCUGCUAAAGAGGAAAAUGAGAAAUCGCCAUUACAGGCUAAAUUGUAG